CUACGUUAAAUAUUUUGUCAGGCAUUUAAACGUACUGAGUGCGGGCCAUAACGAAAUAGUUGGCAACGUUUUUGGCCCAUUGUGCGAGCUGUUACGCGUCAAGGCGUCGCUAGCCACGUCGACGUGGCUAAUUGAAGGCAAUGCCAAGCCACAAGUGACAUAAACUCGCGGAGACUCAAUCGCAACAGUUCUUAAAAAACAUUCAAUUAAUUGUUGAACGAUCGAGAAGUUUGCAAUGCACUGCGCGAAAUAAAUAUGCAAUUAGCAAUAAAUGUCAAAUACAAAUAAAAUCCAACCACUGAGCUUCUGGCUGGCAGAAAGCCAGCAAACGUAACCCGCAGUCAACAAAACAGCUAACAGAAGGCAGACAACACACACACACACACACACACACAUAGAGAGAGGAGCGUCCAACCAUGUCGAGCGCCAGUCUGCUUGACGCGCUCUGCUGCGGCAGCGGCGCUCGCCUGGCGCUGGGCACCUCGGUAAUUACCUACCUGAUAGCCUAUAAUGAGGCUGCCGCCCCGGGUCUGGUCUUUGGCACAGUGCUGGCCACCAUUUAUGGCACUAUGGCAGCGCGCUGCAAGUCGAGUCUGCGCAGCCUGCAAAUGCCCUAUGUGCGGGCCACAAACAAAUUUGACUUUGGCUGCCUAUUUCUGGCCACCUGGAUGGAUGCACUGACGGCCAUGUGCGCCUGUGCGGCGCUCGCUCGCACUCUGAGCGCCUGUCUGGAUGCCAUGACGGGCGGCUUGGCCAGAAUACUUAUACUUGGCCGCAAUUCACCCGCCAAUGAACCUUGGCCGGAUGUGCUUGGUGUGGCCGUUGUCUUUCUGGUCACUGGCAUGUUCAUGCUGGGUCUCGAGCACUCGAAGGCCUUCAGCUUCAUCAUGACACUCGGCAUGUUCGGUCUCAAUGCAAUUCUCAGCGCUGUCGGCUGGUGGCGUGGCGAUUUUCUGGCCUGGUCGGAGAACUACUUUCAGCCAAACGGCAUUAGCAGCUUCCUCUUGACGACCGCAUUGCUAACCUAUGCGUUUCCCAGCGUUUACCCUCAGCAGCAUCGCGGUGGUCGCAUCACGGCGUUCAUGGUCGUAGCUCUGGUGUGCAUUUCGUUGCUGCUGACCGCCAUUUGUCUGUCCACAGUGCUGCAUUUCAAAACCCGGGAAGAUUAUGUGGCCGUGCCGCUCUUCAACAUAUUGGAUGACAGUGGCUUCCAUAAGCUGGUGCCUGCCUCUGCUUGCAUGUUGCUGUUGACCAGCUCGGCGGCGUUUCUAGAAAUCUUUCCCGAACUAUAUGGCAUCGUGGUGCGUCUGGCCACCUCCGAGUGGCGCAUUCUCAGCAAGCAAAUCAGUUACGAGAGCUCGGACAGCGGCAAUCCUGUUCUGGCCGUCUUCAUAGCGGGCAGCCUGUGCGCCAUGUUGGCCUUCGCCUGUCCCUUGCAGCAUCUCAGCUACUGCCUGGCGGCCAGUCAUCUAACGGCCGUUUUUCUGCGUGCCUUCUACUUGUUAUACAUCCCGUAUCGCCCCAAGUUCAUGCAGCCCAGCAGCAGCGAGUCCUCCCUCUCCUACAGUCGCCUCUCCACGGCGCCCAUAGCCAAGAGCAGCAGCAGCAGCAGCGCCGCCACGGCCAGUUCCAGUCGCGUGAAGCGCAGUCUCUGGAACAUUGGCUUGCCCAAACAGAGGGGCCUGAAGAAGCCGAAGAAUAAGCAGCGCAAUAAGCCAGAGGUCGAAAAGGAAUGGCUACUGCUGGGCGAACCAACGUCGCCCUGCCCUCAGCGCGAGGGCAGAGAUGUGGAGUCUACCAUAUUGUCAGAUAGCGAGCCACCGCCAUCUGACUUUGAGUAUCCUGAUAAGUUCGACAAAAGCGAUUCGGAUACCUCAACGGACAUCGAUGCUAUAGUUGAUGAGUAUCGUCAGAAGGUAAAGGUGACCACAGCUGGCCCGCUGGAGCGAAGCGUUCGGGUGCCCACCGUCAGCUCGUGGAGGGUGACAAUUUUUGCGAUUGUCGUCAUCGGAUUGGGUAUCGCCCUGUGUGUGGCUGGCCUGGUGCUGCGCUGGGCACCUGCCGCAUUCACCGGCGCAAUUGGCGUCUUUAUUGUGGCCAUUAUGAUGGGCAUCAUACCGCAGUACACGGGCAGCGUGAUCAAUGUGAGUCCCGUGCUGUGCGCCAUGUGCCUGCUGCUGAGCGUUGUCUUCUUCUCGGCCUGUGCGGUCCACUCCUGGCCUGGCGUGCUCGUCUGGCUGCUCGGCGGACUCAUUCUGCUGAUGCGCUGUGAUAAAUAUUGCUGCAACUGCUUCGAUCAGACAACCAUAUUGAAUGCCCAGCUCAUUCCCAGUGUUUCCGGCAAGGCAUCGACAUCGGCGGCAGCGGUUGCAGCCACCAGCAUUAGGAUGCCGCGUCCGCCCAAGGGUGUGAUUAGCUUGCCGCAACGCGUCAGCGGCAUCAGAUGACAGUCGGAGUCCUCCGAAGAGGAGGGCGAGGAUCUGUUUCACGAGGACUUCAAUGUGCGCGACUACGAUGAGGAUGAUGCCAAUGAGGAUUGCUGGACUGACUAGCUGGCAGCCUUUGUGUGACGCCUUUUUAAUGUAGCUAGGCUUUUAACUAUUAGAAUGCGGAUUAUCAAUGACGAAUCUUGCUUGAAGCUAGUAUUAUACAAACUAUAAAUUUAUAUAUUUAUGUAUGCCAUCAUUCUAGCUAGAGUCUAUUAUAUACAAACAAAUCUAUAUGUUUCU
Drosophila novamexicana is the source of this 2729-nucleotide messenger RNA. RefSeq lists its product as uncharacterized. Gene Ontology annotation, molecular function: amino acid transmembrane transporter activity. Gene Ontology annotation, cellular component: plasma membrane. The transcript has 10 exons. Gene Ontology annotation, biological process: amino acid transport. Lineage: Eukaryota; Metazoa; Arthropoda; Insecta; Diptera; Drosophilidae. The record is from RefSeq and is a predicted model, not a curated record. The coding region runs from base 417 to 2447 and encodes 676 amino acids.